GUUGUUGAACUAAGGGGACGAUAUAACCUGCAUCAAAUGGGGUCAUGCCCUGCAUUUACCAGAUUUAACAUGAGUACUGAUGUACGCCCAUGGAUUCACCGCUAUCGUUGCUUCUUGGAUUCCGAAUAGGUACCGUAUAUCUAGCAGUGGCGUCCUCAUGGCUUAUAGGCGAUGUACCCAUGCCGCAAGCCCGACCAAAAUAUCAAACUUUCACUCGUUGACCGCUAGGCAGGCGUCAGUUGAUGUAAUGCUAUCUUUAGUUUUCCACUGUUUCUACCGCAGAUUUUGGCGAGUUGCGCUCUCGUGGCUCUCUAGAUAUCACAUGUAUUGUGUUCGGAUUUUUGAUCGAAUGUCAAUUGUUACGAGAGUCUAGUCUGUCAGGUCGGUAAACGUAAGCGGCUGAUUCAAAUCCUCGCUUGUGACGGAAUUGUUUCAUCGGAGGUACGCUGUCCAGUAUAAACCAGUAUGUCACCAAAGUCGGAAAGGAAAGAAUCGGAAACAGAUGUAGAUGUAACACCCGCAGAAAGAUAUGUGAACCUGCUUUUAACUGAGGGAACUAAAGUUACCUGUGAUGAAACAAAUGAAAGCUUCAAUCGUCAGGGAAACUACCCAGCUUACUAUGAUGAAGCGCUAUUUAGGAGAGGUCAGCAGUUCUUCUAUUACCACAUAUCAGGGAUGUUUUUUAACAAGUUGUCUGGUCUAUUAGUUGUGAUGGGUGUCCCAUCGAUUUUGAAAAUCCUCAUGGCCACAAAUAUGUCCAGUUCAGAUAAGACAGCGUAUAGAAGGUAUAUGGCCACUAUUCUCCACAUGUUGCAGUGGUAUGACGAAGACUUCAAGCCAGGAACUGAGGCAUGGAAUUCUCUGCUCCAAGUGCGUCGGAUGCACAACGCAGCUAGUAAGAAGUGUGCCAAGAAGCUGAACCGGAUAACGCAAGCGGAAAUGGCUCUAACGCAGUUCGGUUUCUGUGGUUUCGCAUUAGUCAGAAGCAAAAAGGUUGGAAUCCACAGCGGCACUGAAGAAGACUGGGCUGCCUUUUUACAUUUCUGGAGAGUUAUCGGGUGGAUGUUGGGUAUUGAAGACAGGUUCAAUCUAUGGCAAGGGUCAGCUCAGAAAACUAGAGACGUUUGCAAUCUUCUGAUAAACCGCGUGUACAGACCAUCAGUUCAUCAGCUAGAUGCCAAUUUUGUGAAGAUGACUCGACAUUUAUUGAAAGGUAUCGGAAGCCCUGUUGUCCAGUAUGAGGCCAUGAUAUCGUAUCUGAUGUACCUUUUGCAAGACGAAGAUGAACCUGCUGAAGAAAUGAGGCCGUUCCGUUUGCAAAUCACUGUUUAUGAAAAGACGAAAUACUACUUUACUCAUUUUAUAUUACGUACUAUGAUGAGCUUCGAUUGGUUCAGGGCUACGCUGAAUUACGUUCUUUUAGUUACGAUUUGGUUUAUCAAAUACUUUCCGAUAAUUGCAUAUGUUCAAUAUGGGUUCGAGAAUGGUAGAGUUGUCUUGAACUUGAAACAUCCAAAUGACCAUUUAAAGAUGAAUGAAGGUGAUGUAUUGUUACUGAGUGGUAUGGACAAUGUAUGCUUCAGUUUUAUAUUCAAGGGGUGAAUAGAUUUUGAUACAGAAUAUUAGGCUGAUGAUUUUCUUUAUAAAUUUCUCACAUUAUUCUUACCUCCUAAGCUAUUGGGCGAGAAAAUAUUGUAAUCGCGAAAAAUUUCGAAAAUGAGAUGUUACGUGUUUCAGGUCUUAGCAUCCGUACCACGAAAAACUAUAUAACUCAUUUCAGUUUGUCUGUCUGCUAACCCUUUGCCCGUCUAUAACUUGGAGAUUGCCGCUCUGACUUUCAUGGAAUUUCCACACAAAGUUACUACUAUGCCAAAGCUUUGCAGCAUCAGCUCAGUGGCGGUGGCGCUAUAGG
Messenger RNA from Acanthoscelides obtectus, 1912 nucleotides. The record is from the annotation of a GenBank genome assembly. Lineage: Eukaryota; Metazoa; Arthropoda; Insecta; Coleoptera; Chrysomelidae.